Messenger RNA from Tetrahymena thermophila SB210, 1515 nucleotides. Its product is annotated as MORN motif protein. NCBI's taxonomy places the organism in Eukaryota, Ciliophora, Oligohymenophorea, Hymenostomatida, Tetrahymenidae. The transcript is spliced from 5 exons. Gene Ontology annotation, cellular component: cytosol. The record is from RefSeq and is a predicted model, not a curated record.
AUGGGCUAAGAAUGUUCAAAUUGCUCUCAGCUACUAAAUGAUAACAAUUAGUAUGAGUUAAAAAAUGGAGCUAAUUAUUAGCAAUAACAAUAAUAUAAUUAUUAAUAGCAAUAAUAAUAGUAUUAGUAAAAUAAAGAAAACUUUUACUCUGCAAGUCAUCAGAAUAACCCAUCAUCGCAUAAUUAUGGCAGUUAUAACUAAUCAGCUUAUACUGCAAUAGCAGGUAAUAACUAACCUGCUAUUGGUCCUCAAUCUACAUAUCCUGUAAACAAGGAUAGCUUAGGCAAAGAUGAUAUGAUGCCUUUAGCGAGACAUUACUUUUCUUAAGAUGAGAACAGAGAAAUAAUGGUUAAUUAGCACAAUUUCAUCAACUCUAACAAAAGAGAAAAAGGUCCAUCUUACAAAUUUUAGUCAGGAGCAGUUUAUGAAGGAGAAUGGCUAGGGGCUAUGAGAGAUGGUUAUGGAAUACAAACAUGGCCAGAUGGGGCAAGAUAUGAAGGUGAUUGGGUUUAAAAUAAAGCAAAUGGUAAAGGUAAAUUUUAGCACGUUGAUGGUGAUAUCUAUGAAGGAGAAUGGAAAGAUGACAAAGCAAACGGUUAUGGAACAUACAUUCAUGUUAAUGGUGCUAAAUAUGAUGGGUAAUGGAAGGAUGAUUUACAGCAUGGGUAUGGUGUAGAAACUUGGGCUGAUGGAUCUAAAUAUGAAGGAUAUUACAAAGAAGGAAAGAAACAUGGUAAUGGAAUUUAUACUUGGCCUGAUGGAUCUAAAUACUAAGGAAAUUGGGAAGAUAACAAAAUUAGUGGAUUCGGUGUUUAUACAUGGCUUGAUGGCAGAAAAUAUGAGGGUAUGUGGCUGAAUAACAAUAUGCAUGGGAGAGGCACAUAUACUUGGAAAGAUGGUAGAAAGUAUGAAGGAGAAUACUAAUUUGAUAAAAAACAUGGAUUUGGCAUAUAUCUCUGGGCAGAUGGUAGACAAUAUGAAGGUUUUUGGAAGUAUGGAAAGUAGCAUGGGCGUGGUAAGUAUAUUUAAUAAGACGGAAUCAUAAAAGUUGGUAUUUGGGAAGAUGGUAAAAGAAUUUCAUGGAUUGAUCCUUCAGAUAUAGAAUAUGAUAACUUUUUGCAACAAUGCUAAAACUAUUAACUAUAAAAUUAAUAUGCUUCUAAAAAUCCUAGCUACUCACCUACUAAAGAGUAAAUAUAUUAAAAUGGAGGUAACGAUCUGAAUGGUUCUUACACUGCCAAUAAUGCUUAUAAUUAAAACAACAGACUUUAAUAAUCAGGUAAUUACGUCAACAAUAACAAUAAUAAUAAUAAUAAUAACUAUGAAUAUUAUGAUCCUAAUAACUCCUCUUUACCAGCUAACUCAUAUUAAGACAAAAAUUACGGAGGAUAUAAUAAUAAUAAUGGAAUUUCAAAUAGCAUAAAUAAUUAACCAUAAAACGAGUAUGCAGGAUCUUACAAUAAUUAAUACUAAUAAUAACAAUUAGGUAAUGGUAUUCAACAGUUCUAUAAUUGA